Molecule: messenger RNA, 599 nt
Organism: Durotheca rogersii
Lineage: Eukaryota; Fungi; Ascomycota; Sordariomycetes; Xylariales; Xylariaceae
Exons: 1
Coding region: 4-297 (97 amino acids)
Source: RefSeq, a predicted model, not a curated record
UUCAUGACCGGCUGCUCCUUUGGCGUCGGCCAGUUUCUGGCCCAGCUCAUCGCGAAGUCCUCUAACCGCGUGGUAGCGACCGCCUGGAACCCGGCCUCCCUAUCAGCUAUUACGCUAACAGCAGACAAUGUCCUUAAGAUCGGAGCUGCCCUCACCGCCACGUUAGGUAGAUUCGACCACAUCGACGUCCUCGUUGAAAAUCUGGGAUGCAUGCUCAUUGGUGACACUGAAGCUGCCGGGGACGAAGAAGCCCGGGCCCUGAUAGACACCAACUUGUGGGGGGUGGUGGACAUGUGAAUGUGUGCAACUACCGUAUUCGUCGCGUCCGUAAUAGGAAUCCCAGACCCGAAACACUUAGUCUUUCCUGAAUCCAUUUCAACCGUAGACUAGGGUGCGCCGUGGAAACAAAUUCCAGAGGAUACUGUAAUCCGUGCGAUCGUUUCCGAGCUAGCCAAAGUCCGUAUUCCAUAUAUGGUCACGACAUCACAGUUCGUCUUCUCUCCCGGCCGUAGUAUAAUAUUGGUUAGAGGCUUCGAGAGAUCUUGCUCAAUAAGCCUGAUGACUGGUUGAGAUCACACAUCCAAGACCGUGGAUACGGG